Molecule: messenger RNA, 2198 nt
Organism: Pseudonaja textilis
Lineage: Eukaryota; Metazoa; Chordata; Lepidosauria; Squamata; Elapidae
Product: cholinesterase-like
Biological process (GO): choline metabolic process; acetylcholine catabolic process
Cellular component (GO): plasma membrane
Molecular function (GO): acetylcholinesterase activity
Source: RefSeq, a predicted model, not a curated record
UAUAUAAAGUUGCUCUUUUCGUGAUCAUUUUUUUGUGAGCAGGGUAACAUACAGCCUGGUCAUCUCUGAAGCUGCUUUCUUCUUUCAAAUAACAGAUAGUCCAGUUAAAUCUGACAAGUCCACUGACUCGUCCUUCUGUUGCAAUGCCUUGUCUGCUUUGCCCGUCUCUCUUGUGCUGCCUCCUCCUCGUCCUCCUCCCCUUUCCACUGGCCUCCAGUUCUGCUUCUAAUGGAGACACAGUGGUCAUAACCAGCAGUGGCCCUAUUAAGGGCAAGCAGGUCCUGUCUGGCCUUGGAUCUGUGACAGCCUAUCUAGGCAUUCCUUAUGCUGAGCCUCCCCUGGGGAAGUUGCGUUUCCAGAAACCUCUUCCACAUCAACCAUGGAAGCAACCAUUGGAAGCCACUAGCUUUGGCAAUGCCUGUCCUCAAUUUAUUUUCCGGGAUGUCCCUGAAGCUGAGAUAUGGUCUCCUAAAACACCACUGUCAGAAGACUGCCUUUCACUCAACAUCUGGGUGCCACACCCACAACCUUCUGCCCCAGUGCCUGUUUUGGUCUGGAUACAUGGAGGAGGAUAUUUAAUGGGCACGUCUUCUCUGGAGUUGUUCAAUGGGGCAUCCUUAGCUGCCACUGAGAAUGUCAUUGUGGUCACCAUCAAUUAUCGCUUGGGAGCCUUAGGCUUCCUUUACUUUCCACCAGCUGCCCCAGGGAACCUAGGCUUAUUGGACCAACAGCUGGCCCUGAAGUGGGUAAAAGAGAACGCAGCUGCCUUUGGGGGAGAUCCUUCUUGGGUGACCAUUUUUGGCCACAGUGCUGGAGGAGCUUCUGUGAAUUUCCAUCUCCUUGCGCCAAAAAGCCAGGACCUUUUUGCCCAAGCGGUGAUACAGAGUGGAACAGCCAAUGCCUUCUGGGCUUGGAGGUCUCCUGAGGAAGCCAAACAGAUAUCUCUGGAAUUCCUUCAUUUGCUAGGUUGCUCUGAGGACAAUAAGAUCAGCCUAGGGCACUGUCUGCAAACAAAAAAUGUUUCUGAAUUUAUUCAGCAUGAAAUAGCUCUGUUCUUGAAAGGUGGCUUCCUUCUGAAUUUUCCCUUCAGGCCAACCACAGAUGGGGACUUUUUACUUGGGGAACCAGAAAAGCUCAUGGAGGAGGGGCAAAUUCAGGUCAAACCUGUCCUCAUAGGUGAAACCUCUGAUGAAGCAGCCACAUUUGUCCACUAUGUUUUCUCUAACGUCACCCACAAUCUCAUCAAUCAGGAGCAGCUUCUGAAAGGGAUACAGCUGUUGGUGCCAAAUGCAACUGAAGAUGUGGUUCAGAGUAUAGCACUGAGGUACAGUGAAGGAAAUCACAGUCCAGCAAAAUACCGCUCCGCUCUGUCCUACUUCUAUACAGAUCGGAUAUUUACAUGUCCAUUCAUUGAAGCUGCAGGAAAUAUCAGGAAAACGGGGAGUCCUGUAUAUGCGUAUUUAUUCGCACAUCGCCCUUCAUGGUCAGUUUGGCCUGAAUGGAUUGGGGCAUCCCAUGGUGCUGAGGUUCCUUUUGUUUUCGGGACCCUUGAAUCAGUGAUGCCUGUCAAUCAAACAGAGGCUGAAGCCAGACUGAGCCAUAAGGUGAUGCACUACUGGGCAGAGUUUGCCAGAACUGGGAAUCCCACGGGGUUAGCAGCCACCAAGGAUGAGUGGCUACUCUAUAAUGCCACAGAGCAGAAUUUCUUCCUUCUUAAUACUGAGCCAUUCCAGGAAAGGGUGAAAGAGCACUGCGGUUUUUUAAAGAGCCUUUUUUCAAAGGCUGAAGAGACACACAAGUCCGAAGGUGAUUCUGUUUCAUCAGACUAGGAAGAAGACAGGAGAGAAGACCAUCCCGGAAUCUCUGCUUUGCCUGUGUCUUGAACUGGCCUAGUGUGAAGGGCUGCCUGCUACAUAGGUUGGACCUCUUUGAAAAUGGUGCCCACAUCUUAAAGGCACCAUUUGAAAAUCUACCUACAGUUUUGUUGGCUUCAGAAUAGCGCUUAUGUGUUUAUUUCUCUCAGGAACCAAGACUUUUCCUUAAAGCUUGAGAAAAUGAUGACAAGUUGCAUCAGAGAACUUUCCAGAAUCAUCUAUUCUCCUUUCAGGGACUGACUGGUGGAAACUUGGGAGAAAAAUAAGCAGACAACUUAAACCCACAUAACUUUUGCUGUAAAAAUAAUAAACUGCUAGGAGUAA